This is a messenger RNA of Lycium barbarum (goji berry), 1365 nucleotides long. RefSeq lists its product as uncharacterized. The coding region runs from base 1 to 1365 and encodes 454 amino acids. The transcript is spliced from 3 exons. NCBI's taxonomy places the organism in Eukaryota, Viridiplantae, Streptophyta, Magnoliopsida, Solanales, Solanaceae. The record is from RefSeq and is a predicted model, not a curated record. Gene Ontology annotation, molecular function: nucleic acid binding; RNA-DNA hybrid ribonuclease activity.
AUGACAAUCAUUUUCCUUGACAUGAUUCAUAGAGAAAUUGAAUUAUACGUAGACGAUGUCAUUAUCAAGUCAAAGGAAAAUUCGGAGCAUACUACUCAUUUGAGGGUACCGGCUGAAAAAUUGCUGGAGUUCAUAGUCAGCCGAAGGGGCAUAGAGCUAGACCAGACAAAGAUCAAAGAAAUCCAAGAAUUACCUCCUCCCAAAACCAAGAAGGAAUUCACGAGCUUCCUGGAAAGGGUAAAUUACAUUGAACGAUUCAUAGCUCAAUCCACCAUCAUUGUGGAGCCCAUCCUCAAGCUUUUAAAGAAAGACGCUCAAACAAAAUGGACAAAAGAGUGCCAAGAGGCAUUUGAUACUAUCAAUAGAUACCUGUCCAAUCCACCGGUCUUGGUACCGCCAAGGCCCAGGAGUCCACUGUUGCUAUACUUAUCGGUUGCUGAAAAUGCUUUCGAUUGCGUGUUAGGAAAACACAAUGAAGAAGGGAAAAGGGAACGUGCCAUCUACUAUUUGAGCAAAAAGUUCACUGCCUCACAAAAAGCUGUUAAAGGACAAGCCUUGGCCGACCUGCUAGCUGAAAGUCCUGUGGACGAAAAGGUUGAACCCCUCCGUACUCAUUUCCCAGACGAAGGGAUAUUCGCAAUAAAAAAGGAAGCAACGAAACCAUACACAGGCUGGAAAUUGUUCUUCGAUAGAGCAUUCAACUACAAGGGUUUCGGGAUAAGAGCAGUUUUAAUAUUAGAAAAUGGGCAACAUUACCCAAUGGCCGUGAAGCUCAAGUUCUGUCGCACCAACAAUACGGCUGAACACGAGGCCUGUAUUCCAAAUCUCAGAAUGGCACUAGAUAUGGACAUCGAUGAAUUGCUGGUCGUUGGAGAUUCUGACCUACUAAUUCAUCAAGUACAAGGUGAAUGGGCUACCAAAAAUGAAAAGAUCUUGCCAUACAUAAACUUGGCACAAAGACUGUGCAAGAAAUUCAAAAAGAUUGAGUUCCAACAUACUCCAAGAGCUCAAAAUGAGUUUGCUGACGCGCUCGCCACAAUAGCGUUAAUGAUCCAACAUCCUGAAAGUAGUCACAUCGGCCCGUUGAAGAUAAGAUUAAAAGAAGAGCAUGCUCAUUGUUGCCAUGUAGAAGGAGAGUCAGAUGGCAAGCCAUGCUACAGUGAUGUCAAGGUGUAUUUGGAAAGACGGGAAUACCCCGAAGGCAUCACAAAUGGACAAAAGAAGACCGUCAACAGAAUGGCAAACGGUUUCUCCCUAAACAAAGAAGUGCCAUACAAACGGACACUGGAUUUGGGUCUGCUUCGAUGUGUAAAUGCCGGCGAAGCCAUCAAACUUCUAGAUGAAGUACAUGCUGGGAUGUGUUGA